UUUGAACGAGCAAGCGAUUUAUUGCUUUACCAUUGCUAUAAGGGCUACGUUCAGACUGCAGGCAUAUCAAAUUCCUCUUCAAAUCCCAUUUUUAGGACUGACUGUUUCCAGGGUGUUUUAGAUCAUAUCCAAAUGGGAUAUUACGGUCCUGGUCAGGCUGGGCCACAUUUUCAACCCAUCUGACACGGUCAGGAAGUGAGAUGGACACAAAUAGCCAGCAUAGCGCCAAAGGUUAAAGAUGGUAAAAAUCAAUAUGUAUGUACGCCACUUAAGAAAAUGUUUCACAUUGGGCAGGGAUCUCAUUUUACAGCUUCCGACACAUCCCAAUCUAGCAGUUUUUCGAAUGACAUACCGAAGCAUUCCAAGCACCACUAUAGAAGGUGCAGCAGUUCAACUUUACAAGCGAGUUUUCCCCUUUGACCUAUCCUUAUCUGCACCCGAGUGUUAAAGAGCAUGAUACCACAACGUCAAAGUCCUGCCUGUGCUGGAACCGCAAGGAAUAACAAUUCCUCCUCAGUAGAAGGGAAUCUCUUGACAGACGCAACUACAUUAGAUGUCAAAUGAGGUAAUAUUGAUCUUUUGUACAAGCCACAUCUUAAAUUGAUGCACACGCAGGUGUGUGUUUGCGUGUCAUGUCAUGAUGCAUUCAAGUGUACAUUGUGUUCCAAAUGAUUAUGAACGAUUGACGUUUUAUAAACGUUUUGAGUUUGGGUGUUUUUAUGGAGGUUUUGCAUGUAGUUGCUUCUGUAAUUCUCACCCACUGUGCAUUGGCUCCUUCGGGUGGAACAUUUCUGUUCAUCAAUUACUCUAUCUAGGUUGGUGACAGGUGCCGUAGUGAUCGGUCGAAUAAUUGAGAUCAAAGUUCCAUUUUUAUAAUAGUUAACAGAGCCAAUUAAAGGGACAUGACAUAUAUUAUUCCAUAUUAUAAUUUUUUCCAGUAUUGGGGGCAAAAAAGAAGGAAACAAAAAAAAACUUGGACUAGUGUAAUAAUUCCUCGCGAAAGGAAUGAAAACACUGCACUUUUCUCAAUUUAAGGGAGAUCAUCCGUUUGGGAAAAAAAAAGCGUGCGAAUCCGAGACCAAACGGAGUUGUUCAGAGGGUGUCUUAAGUAAAGUUUCUGUCUUCCUCAUUGUAGAGUGAAGAUGCUACGCUCGUGGGUCGGCCUCUUGUUUUCCGCUCUCUGUGCGACUUCUGCAUAUGGCGGCAAGGUGCUCGUUUUUCCCCUGGACGGAAGCCACUGGGUGAACAUGAAAGUCAUUAUCGAGGGACUGCACUCGAGAGGCCAUCAGGUCGAUGUGGUGCGAACGGACGACAGCUGGUACAUCAAGGAAACGUCCCCUUUCUACAACGCCAUCACGCUUGACGUGGAGUCAGGCUUCAGCAAGGACUUCAUUGUGAAGUUUGUGGAGCAGCUGCUGCUCAUCCAGCGGGAAGGGAAGUCCGCCUGGACUCGUUUCAAACUGGAAAUGGAGCAAAGUGAAAAGGCCUCACAGAUGCACGAAAAAACAGCCAAAUUGCUCGAGUGGAUUUUUGAAAAUAAAACCUUGGUGGAGUCGCUCCAAAGUGCCAAGUAUGACCUUGUUCUGACGGAUCCGGGAGUGCCAGCCGGUGUUAUUCUCGCCCACUACCUGAAGCUACCCCUCGUUUUUAACGUGAGAUGGACCAGCCACGGCGAGGGCCAUUUAGCGAUCGCGCCGUCCCCUCAGUCGUACGUGCCCAUGACGGGAACGGAAUUUUCUGACAAGAUGAGCUUUUUCGAAAGAGUUGUGAACACUUUGGCGUUUCUCUUUGGGGAAUAUCAAAUAUCAAAGUAUAUAAACCCACAUUAUGAAAGGCUGAUUAAGAAGUAUUUAAACCCUGGUGAAAACUAUCAGUCACUGUUCCAGGCAGCAGACCUGUGGCUCAUGAGAGUGGAUUUUGUCUUUGAGUUUCCUCGCCCCACCAUGCCCAACGUCAUCUACAUUGGGGGCUUCCAGUGUAAACCUGCCAAGCCUCUACCGGCGCACCUGGAGGAGUUUGUCCAGAGUUCUGGAGAUCACGGAGUCAUCAUCAUGUCCCUGGGCACUCUCAUUGGGGAACUCCCUAGCGACCUAGCUGACGAAAUUGCCGCGGCUUUUGCCAAGCUCCCCCAGAAGGUCAUCUGGAGGUAUAAAGGGGCAAAACCUUCCACUUUGGGAAACAACACUCUCCUGGUAGACUGGAUGCCGCAGAACGACCUUCUGGGACAUCCCAAGAUCAAGCUCUUUGUUGCUCACGGCGGGACAAACGGCGUCCAGGAAGCCAUGUACCACGGAGUUCCAAUCCUCGGGCUACCGCUCAUUUUCGAUCAACGAGAUAAUCUGCUCCGGAUCGGAAUGAGAGGAGCGGGGAAAAGCGUGGAUAUAUCCACCAUGGAUCGUGAUAUCUUUUUCCAGGGCGUACAGGAAGUCCUGUCUGAUCCGUCCUAUAAGAACAACAUGCAAAGGCUGUCCAGGCUGCACAGAGAUCAGCCCAUCCUGCCGCUCGACAGCGCCCUCUUCUGGAUUGAGUUUGUCAUGAGGCAUAAGGGCGCAGCUCACCUGAGGACCGAGUCCUACCAGCUGCCCUGGUUUGUCUACUACUCCGUGGACGUGCUCCUUUGCUUAUCUUCUGUCGUGCUGCUCAUUGUCGGUGCUCUGAGCACUUUUUUUGGCUGUCUUUGUUCUAAAGUCUGCCUGCAAACAAAACGUAAACAUGAUUAAAGUUACCUAAAAGUUACUUGGUUACCAAUGAGCCGCACAUUUCACCUGAUCACAAGUCUAGUCUGUAACAUUUAAGUGUUGCGGAAAUUGUUUUUGUACAUUUGGCGUAAUCCACGGAACUGCCGGAGCGUAUAAAGUCAUACACUGUUUGUGCAAGUCCUAAGUACCGUCACAUUUAAGACUCAAGACUUAAAAUUCAUAUAGGUCCAUCAUUAGUGUAGUUAAAGCGAAGCAAGCCAAGUCAUCGCUUUGAGCAGGUUCUACAAUCUUGCUCAGUCACAAGACAUAUUUGUACAUUUGCUGCUUUGCGCUCAUUGUCCAGCCAGUACUUGUUUUCUGUACGAACACAUUCACAAUCGAAUAAUUUCUCAAGGGUCCCUAAUUCAUCUCCUUAUCGUCUCUUUUUUUAUUGUCUGCUCAACUAAAUGCAUAACCAAAAUAAAGUUGAGUUAAUGU
This is a messenger RNA of Hippocampus zosterae (dwarf seahorse), 3176 nucleotides long. RefSeq names its product UDP-glucuronosyltransferase 2C1-like. The record is from RefSeq and is a predicted model, not a curated record. NCBI's taxonomy places the organism in Eukaryota, Metazoa, Chordata, Actinopteri, Syngnathiformes, Syngnathidae. The coding region runs from base 1143 to 2720 and encodes 525 amino acids. The transcript is spliced from 2 exons. Gene Ontology annotation, molecular function: UDP-glycosyltransferase activity.